Messenger RNA from Darwinula stevensoni, 883 nucleotides. The record is from the annotation of a GenBank genome assembly. Lineage: Eukaryota; Metazoa; Arthropoda; Ostracoda; Podocopida; Darwinulidae.
AUGGCAUCGUUUCGGCUGAUCCAUAACGACAGAGUGCAGCAGUUGCCAGGUGGAGUUUUCAGUGAUGUCACUUUUGAAGAUAUUCGCAUUUCCUUCACUUCUGUACAGAGCGUCCAUCCUGAGGCGCUACUCCCCUCGAAAGAUCGACUUAGGAAUCUGGAUAUCAACAAUAGCAAGCUCAGAGAAUUUCCUUAUGACAUAAUCGCACAAUUUAGCAAUCUCACUGACCUUUUCCUCGACGCAACUGAGCUGACCGCUCUGUCAUCAUUCCAAAGUUCGAGUCUGGAGGCUCUCGUUGUCGGGGAUCAUAUAAACUAUCUGGGGAAUUUGUCUCUACCAAAUCUGAAACACCUCCUUUUGGGUUUUAAUCCAAUUUCGAAGUUUCCGCCUGGAUUCUUCAGCUCCAUGGAGAACUUGCAACAUUUUCGUGCUUAUUAUUGUUCCCUUGGACCAACAUUGACGAAAGGAUCUUUGGAGUUCCGGGGUUCCUCGCUAUAUGAUAUUGACAUACAAGGCAACUCCAUCUCGAAUGUGGAAUUUGAUGCAAUCACAGGUUUCAGAGAAUCCGCGUGGAUAGAUCUAAGUGAAAAUGAAAUCUCAGUAUUGAGAGAGGAACCUUUCCGCCCUAUUCUGGAGAAGAUUCGGGAAAUCGAUCUCAAUGAUAAUCCUGUGGUGUGUGAUUGCACCAUGGCCUGGAUCGUGCUGAAUCCCGAAUUCCUGGCAAAAGUGAAGGGAUCUUGCACCGAUGGAACUGACUUUCAAGACUUGGACCCGAUCGACUUUCAGAACUGCCUCGACAGAUUUCCAUGAUUGCCGAGUGGCUACUCCAUUUUCAUCGAUUCCGAUGAUAUUUAAACAAUAAAUGGACUAUGGAUCAACUACC